ACAGAGCUCUAUCUGGCCAUGUACGUCACGCUGACUCACUUCAUGACAGCGGAGGUUAUAUCACACUGAUCAACAUUAAACUUCAUCUAACAUCAUUUCUGAGAGCAGCAGACACUGACACUGGCAUGAAACCGCUUCAAGCUUUUAUUCCGCUCAGAUCCCGCUGUUAGCUCCGCUUGCUGGAAGAGAAAACUGCUUCAGAGGAAACUCGGACACAGUUAAAUCUGGUUUUAAAUAUGUCCUGUUCAUGCAGACCCGCAGUGAGGGUGCUUGUAAAGUCAGUUCAUAAAGGUUUUUCCUGUUCACGUGUUCAGCUCUUCAGCCACACGAGACCAGCGUGUGAUCAAGUUCAUCUACCUCUGUUUGUGCGCGUGAGAUCAUUUUCACAGACGGCAGUGUGUUUCGCCUCUAAAGACAGCACACCUAGAGACGGCGAUGGCGGAAAGAAGGGUGUAGGUGAGGCGGGUGGAAAGCGGGCGUCAGGCAGUGGAGGCUCGGGGAAAGGUGGCAGUCAGCUGAGAUGUCCGAAAUGUGGAGAUCCUUGUACACACGUGGAGACUUUAGUGUCCUCCACACGGUUUGUGAAAUGUGAAAAGUGCCAUCAUUUCUUCGUGGUUCUGUCUGAGACGGACUCCAAGAAGGGUUUGAAUAAGGAAGCGGAGAGCUCGGAGCAUAUUAAAUUUGCAUUAGCUCAGAAACCCCCUCCACCUCCUAAAAAGAUUUAUGCCUACCUCGACAAAUAUGUUGUUGGCCAGUCAUACGCCAAGAAAGUGUUGGCAGUGGCCGUCUAUAAUCAUUACAAACGGAUCUACAACAACCUCCCGGCUGCAGGCCGACAGCAAGCGGACCCAGAGAAACAGAGUGCCCUCUCUCCCAGAGAGUUAGAGAUCAGAAGACGUGAAGAUGAAUACAGGUUUACAAAGCUGCUUCAGAUCGCUGGCAUCAGUCCCAGUGGCAACGCUCUGGGUGCGUCGGUCCAGCAGCAGACCAAUCAGCAAGCUCCUCAAGACAAAAGGGGCAGGGAUGUGCUGGACUCCGCCCACACUGAUAUUAAGCUGGAAAAGAGCAACAUUGUGUUGCUGGGACCUACUGGAUCAGGUAAAACCCUGCUGGCCCAGACUCUGGCUAGAUGCUUGGAUGUGCCCUUCGCCAUCUGUGACUGUACCACCCUGACUCAGGCGGGGUAUGUAGGCGAGGACAUAGAAUCUGUUAUUGCCAAACUUCUGCAGGAUGCCAACUAUUCAGUCGAGAAAGCGCAGCAAGGCAUAGUGUUCCUGGAUGAGGUGGAUAAGAUUGGCAGUGUUCCUGGAAUUCAUCAGCUGAGAGAUGUCGGGGGCGAAGGAGUUCAGCAGGGUUUGCUGAAAUUGCUUGAGGGAACAAUCGUUAUUGUUCCAGAGAAGAACAGCAGAAAGUUGAGAGGAGAGACAGUGCAAGUGGAUACAACCAACAUUUUGUUUGUGGCAUCAGGUGCUUUCAAUGGGCUGGACAGGAUCGUCAGCCGUAGGAAAAAUGAAAAGUAUCUUGGAUUUGGGACUCCUUCUAACCUGGGCAAAGGACGUAGAGCUGCAGCAGCUGCAGAUCUGGCCAACAGCUCAGGAAAUGAAGCGGACGUAAUAGCAGAGAUUGAGGAAAAGGACCGGCUCCUGCGGCUUGUUGAAGCACGGGACCUCAUCGAGUUUGGCAUGAUCCCAGAGUUUGUGGGCCGUCUGCCUGUGGUGGUGCCACUGCACAGUCUGGAUGAAGAGAUGCUGGUGCAGAUCCUUACAGAGCCUCGUAAUGCAGUGGUCCCUCAGUAUCAGGCCCUCUUCAGUAUGGAUAAAUGUGAGCUGAAUGUAACCCCAGAUGCAUUACGGGCAAUCGCCCGUUUUGCACUGGAACGGAAGACAGGAGCCAGGGGUCUCCGCUCCAUCAUGGAGAAGCUCUUGCUGGAGCCCAUGUUUGAGGUGCCUCAAUCUGACAUCAUUGCUGUGGAACUGACUAAGGAGGUGAUACAGGGCAAAUGUGGACCACGUUACAUUAGAGCUCCUCCCAAAGAAACAGAGGAAGAGUUUGACUCCGCCUCUGAGGAAGACAACUGGCCCAGACAUGCUGAUGCCGCCAAUAACUGAACGGGAAGCUGUUGCUUGCACGUCACGUCAUUAUUGCUCAAAAGCCAUCACAAUGGAGUCCUUCUAGCUGGACCUAAACAGAGAGCUGUGUUUGUAUAUUUUUAAAUGACAGCACAAUUAAUAACAUUUGGAAUAUGUAUUACAUUAAAUAUGGUGCAUUUAAUAACCUAAAGCAGCCAGAGAGAUAUGAAAAGUGUUAUUUAAAAAACAUACACUAACAUAGUAGAGGUCUAGCUUAUUUUCAAUCUCUGGCAAUUGAUGAUAUUUCUAUCUGUCUAAAGAUAAUUGUUCUAUACUUAUAAAGACGUUAGUGGGUGAUUUAUUGCUUUUUGUCGGUGUGCGAACAUUAUAAGGGAAGUAUACAGAUUAUGUAAAAUUUCAAAAUGUUGAAUUUUAGUAUUUCUGGUGCAUAAUACACCUAUCACAUAUGUCCUGUUUCCGCAGGACACACUGAUAUCACACAUGAGGAAUAUUUUCUUAUGACUCUGUUUUAACCAUGACGUUCGAUUCUACAGCACAAGCCUGUUAUGUACAUCUGAUUUUUAGGAUUUACUGUUUUUGAGACAGCUGUUAACUUAAGAACUGAACAAAAACAAUGCGAUAAUAAUAAAUUUGACAAAAUUUGCAUACA
Cyprinus carpio (common carp) is the source of this 2739-nucleotide messenger RNA. Its product is annotated as ATP-dependent clpX-like chaperone, mitochondrial. The record is from RefSeq and is a predicted model, not a curated record. Lineage: Eukaryota; Metazoa; Chordata; Actinopteri; Cypriniformes; Cyprinidae. Gene Ontology annotation, cellular component: mitochondrial matrix. Gene Ontology annotation, molecular function: ATP binding; ATP-dependent protein folding chaperone; protein dimerization activity. Gene Ontology annotation, biological process: protein folding; proteolysis; protein catabolic process.